Phyllostomus hastatus (greater spear-nosed bat) is the source of this 485-nucleotide messenger RNA. It is a transcript of the gene NDUFA6, whose product is annotated as NADH:ubiquinone oxidoreductase subunit A6. Lineage: Eukaryota; Metazoa; Chordata; Mammalia; Chiroptera; Phyllostomidae. The transcript is spliced from 3 exons. The coding region runs from base 39 to 425 and encodes 128 amino acids. The record is from RefSeq and is a predicted model, not a curated record. Gene Ontology annotation, biological process: response to oxidative stress.
UGUAAGGGGGUGGGCUGGGAAGUGGUUUCUGUAGCAAGAUGGCGGCGAGCGGCCUCCGCCGGGCUGCCGGUGCGGCCAGCACCUCGGUGAAGCCCAUUUUCAGUCGAGACAUGAACGAGGCCAAGCGGAGGGUGCGCGAGCUGUACCGCGCCUGGUAUCGGGAGGUGCCGACCACUGUGACCUUAUUCCAGCUGGACAUCUCUGUGAAGCAGGGUCGGGAAAAAGUCCGAGAAAUGUUUAUGAAGAAUGCCCACGUCACAGACCCCCGCGUGGUGGAUCUCCUGGUCAUCAAGGGCAAGAUGGAGCUGGAGGAAACGAUUAACGUGUGGAAGCAGCGGACACACAUCAUGCGAUUCUUCCACGAGACAGAAGCGCCGAGGCCAAAGGACUUUCUGUCCAAGUUCUACGUUGGCCACGACCCAUGAAGUUGUUCAGUGGGAAUGUGCGUGUGGAUAUUUAAAUACACCAGAGUAUGUACGAAUGAA